Postia placenta MAD-698-R-SB12 is the source of this 1212-nucleotide messenger RNA. RefSeq lists its product as hypothetical. Gene Ontology annotation, cellular component: cytoplasm; cytosol. Gene Ontology annotation, molecular function: adenylyltransferase activity; thiosulfate-cyanide sulfurtransferase activity; URM1 activating enzyme activity. Bases 1 to 1212 code for a protein of 403 amino acids. The transcript has 7 exons. The record is from RefSeq and is a predicted model, not a curated record. Lineage: Eukaryota; Fungi; Basidiomycota; Agaricomycetes; Polyporales; Adustoporiaceae. Gene Ontology annotation, biological process: protein urmylation; tRNA wobble position uridine thiolation.
AUGAGUUCCAGCUCUGCCGCGGGAACGCUGCCUCUGGAGGACUACCAGAGAUACGGUAGGCAGAUGAUCCUCAAUGGCUUCGGCCUGCCAGGUCAGCUCAAGCUACAGCACGCCUCUGUCGCCGUCGUCGGCGCAGGCGGCCUCGGGUGCCCUGCUCUCCAGUACCUGGCCGCAGCGGGUGUAGGCCGCAUAGGCAUAAUCGACCACGAUCGCGUCGAGCUAUCUAACCUACAGCGACAGAUCCUACACACCGAGGCCCGGGUCGGCAUGCACAAGGCCCUCUCCGCCGCAGAGGCCCUCAAACAAAUCAACUCCCGCGUGCAGGUCGACGCACACACGACGGCGCUCACGCCCGCGAACGCCGCGGCGCUCCUCGCGCCGUACGACCUCGUCCUCGACUGCACGGACAACCUCCCGACGCGCUACCUCCUCUCCGACACCGCCGUGCGCCUGCGGCGCGCGCUCGUGAGCGGCGCGGCGCAGCAGCUCGACGGGCAGCUCUGCGUGUACAACCUCGGGCCCGGCGCGGGGCCGUGCUUCCGCUGCCUCUUCCCGCGCGCGCCCGCGCCCGAGGCCGCGGGCUCGUGCGCGGAGCUCGGCGUGCUGGGCGCGGUGACGGGCGUCGUCGGCGCGCUGCAGGCGGCGGAGGCGGUCAAGCUGCUCACGGGGCUGCACGACGGGAAGCCGACGAUGCUGAUGUACUCUGCGCUGGGCGCGCCGCCGUUCCGGAGCAUCAAGCUGCGCGCGCGGCGGCCGACGUGCGCGGCGUGCGGCGCCGAGGGCGAGCGGGUCGGCCGGAUCGAGGAGACGGACUACGUCGCGUUCUGCGGGGGCGCGCGGCCGGACUGGGUGGCGCGCGGGCUGGCGGAGGGCCGGCCUGACAGCCGCGUACGCGCGACGGAGCUGAAGCGGGUGCUAGACUCGGGCAAGCAUGUCCGCGUUAUCGACGUGCGACCGCCCACGGAGUUUGGGAUAUGCCGGCUGCCUGGCUCCAUGAACAUACCUAUCAAGGAGCUAGUAGCCAACCCCUCACAGAGUGUUCUCGGAGACGAGGAAGACACAGAAACGUACGUUGUGUGCCGGCUGGGUAAUGACUCGCAGCUGGCAGUCGAGGCUCUGAGGAAUGCGAAUGCCAGAGGGACUGUGAAGGACGUCAUCGGUGGUCUUAGAGCGUGGGCAAAAGAAGUAGAUGAGGCAUUUCCUGUGUAUUGA